Messenger RNA from Funneliformis caledonium, 540 nucleotides. The record is from the annotation of a GenBank genome assembly. Lineage: Eukaryota; Fungi; Glomeromycota; Glomeromycetes; Glomerales; Glomeraceae.
UUAUAAAAUGUACACAUCGUCUUAUUUAACAUAUUCUUCAAUUGGUUCAACAAUUCAUCGUAAAUGCAUUAUUGCAAUUAAACAUAAGGUUCCCCUACUUAUCUCAUCAUAUACCCAUAAACAUCCUUCUUAUUUGACUUACUCUUCCCGCUUAAUUUCCACUUCUAAAAGAAUCAAUUCGAAUAAUGAUCAAAAUAAAAAUCCAUUAACCCCGAAGCAGAAACAACUCAUUGAUUGUAUGAUCAGAAUCGAUCAAGCCGGUGAAAUUGGUGCAAACUACAUUUAUAAAGGUCAAUUGGCAGUGCUGGGAAGCGAUGAAAAAAUUAGUCCUGUCAUUAAGGAAAUGUGGGAGCAAGAAAAGUUGCACCUUAAAACUUUUGAUGAAAUCAUGCCACGUUUUAGAGUUAGGCCCACGAUUUUACGUCCAAUAUGGGAAGCUUUAGGGUUCAUUCUUGGAGCUGGUACCGCUAUGAUGGGUAAAGAAGCUGCUAUGGCUUGCACAGAAGCUGUAGAAACUACGAUUGGAGAACAUUACAACGA